Molecule: messenger RNA, 1938 nt
Organism: Trichoderma harzianum CBS 226.95
Lineage: Eukaryota; Fungi; Ascomycota; Sordariomycetes; Hypocreales; Hypocreaceae
Exons: 1
Coding region: 1-1938 (645 amino acids)
Molecular function (GO): protein binding
Source: RefSeq, a predicted model, not a curated record
AUGAACGAGGCAAUCUACUUGGCCGGGCUCUGCCGUUCUUCUCUGAAUAACUUGACCACUUACAUGGUUGAUGUGCUCAAGCCGUCGCAAGGCUACACUGCGGACGAUAUUCUCGACCUUCCACUUGAUAAACAUAGGAUCGAAGACAUCUUAUACGAUCUCCCCAGUCGCAAAUCUACUCGCCACAACCUAGCUGUGGCCAUUGCUUCGCUGCUGCAUCCAGUCCACGAUGGUUCACUUACGGCUAUUAUUCGUUAUGACGCCGAUCGAGUCCGUCUCCGCGCAUGGGCGUCUCUGCAGCGUCGCUACGACUUGCUGCAGGCCACCAAGCGCAACGGUAGAAUGGCUCCGGGAAUGACUGGAGGUGUUGAAGCCGGUGUCCAGGCACCUGCUUGGGCCAGCCGUAUCACCAGACAGGGACGGUGGGAUCAGGCCAAGAAGCCCAUCUCGUUGGAUGGCCCCAAGGCAAUUCCCAUGCCGGUGAGAGUUGCUCAAGAGGCAGAACUAGCGCCCUUCUUCGAGCACUUGUCCAACAGCGGCAGCCACGAAAUUGACGGUGUCGAGGGCGCGGUCGAGCUCCACGACGGCCAUGGAGAGCCGUAUUAUAGCGUUCGCGGCGCAGAGUUCCGCAAAGGAGUUGUGUAUGAGGAUGGCCGGAUGGAUCUCUGCAAAAUGGUCGUCGGCCCUGACCAUAUCGACCGCCUGAUGUACAGUUUGCGGACUAACAAGCACGUCCGACACUUCUUGCUAGGCAAUAAUAUCAUUGGCCCAGCUGGUGUUGAGGCUAUUUCACGAUUCAUCACCGAGUUUCCAGAGCGCAUGGACACUUGGUAUCUUGCUGGCAAUUGCAUCCAGGGAGGAGAGAGCUUCAAGACCCUGGUGAAUGCAUUGGUUAAGUCGCAGGCCGUGUCUAAUAUUUGGCUGAAGCGGAAUCCUCUUGGCCCAGACGCCGCUGAGGAUGUGUAUCGUCUCAUCACUGAGACUAAGAACCUCCAAACGCUGGACCUUGACCAGACCGAGCUUGGAAACCGCGGUGUAGCCGAGUUGUUCACCCGCCUGGCCGCCCAUUCUUCCCCUGAUGGUAGCAAGCUUCCUCUUCGACACAUCUACAUGAACGGCCUCGGCAUCUCGACCGAGGGCGCUGCUGCUGUGGGCAAGUUUCUUGCCUCACCACAUUCUGGCGUGACGUCUAUCUAUAUGUCCUGCAAUCCCCUUGGCGACGAGGGUGCUCAAGCUCUGGCUACCGCACUACCCAAGGCACCGUAUCUGGCUCGACUGUUCGUACAAUCGGUUGGAGUCAGCACCCAAGGUGCCAUGGCGCUGUGUGAAGCCUUGACCGGGCAUCCUAGCAUCAGGUCUCUGGAUAUCGGCCAGGCAUAUGCCACAGAAGAUCUUGGCCAGGCGUAUAAUUAUGUGGAAGACGACGCAAUCCCAGCCAUGACUCAACUCUUCAGGGGCACGCCUCAGCUGCAGUACUUCAACUUGGGACACUGUGCCACCACUCCGCCGGGUCUCCUCAAGUUGACGCCGGCAAUUCUGGAGAAUCCCAGUAUCGUGUAUUUCUUUGCGACAUCGAUCCUUGCCGAUCCAUCUAGGAAAAGCAUAGCUUUUAUACCAUCCAUCGAUACGGCAUUUCCUCACCCGGAUGCUCCCUCUACAGAACAAGUCAAGUCAGACAAAGCCAUAAAAGAGCAUCUCGAAGCUAAUGUGAAAGCAACCUUUGGACAGGACAUGUCAUAUGCGGAUUUCAUGGCUGAAGAGAAACGCUGGCUUGUCAAUGACAAAGUGGUGCGCAAAAUCGACAGCGUGUAUCGCAACCGAGAUGCCGGACUGGCACGACGCCGCCUGCUGACUCUGGUGAAAGACUGGGAAGAGGGCGAUGAUACUUUGCAGAGAGUCAUGAAUGCUCACGGGGCGCCGAGCUGUUCUUUGCGAUGA